UUUUUCUUCACUCAUUUCAUUUGCUUCCUUCCCUUCGCUGCUGCCGGUUAUCUAAAAAAAAAAAAUUCUUCAAUUCUCAUUUACUUCAUAUUCACAAUUCCUCUCAUUUAACUAAAUUAAUCAACUACAUUCUCAUCUUCUCCUUCUUUACUUGUUCAUAUUCAUCAUCAUUUAAGUGUAUUGGGGUGAGGAAGUCAUGAUAUUGGUUGCAAAUUGGUAGCAAAUUGGUGGAGAUAUCACAUGAAAGAUCAUUAUCCCAUUGAAAAACAUGUUGAAUUGGUUGCAAAUUUGGAUAAUGCGAGGGAAGUCAUGAUAUUUUUAUGAUUUUUAUAACACUUAUGGCGAUGAAAAACACGUAACAGCGAUCAUGGCGAUGCCGGGCCCAGUUGAUCCAUCAGUGCUUACGCUUCAGGCGACACACAGGAGCGUAGCUGCGUGGGAGGGCUCCACUGCCCAAUUGGUUACUCGUCAGCACUACCAGGCGAGUACGUUACGGUGGGAGGUGGAUGACAGGGUAUUAGACGUAGUCGAGCUAGCUGGUUUCAGAUACAUUCACCGGUUGUUGGGCGGGGGCUUAGAGCUCGAUCGAGCUCUUAUCACUGCAUUGGUGGAGAGGUGGAGGCCGGAGACACAUACCUUCCACCUCACAGUUGGCGAGGCAACGAUCACGUUGCAAGAUGUGGCAGUUAUCAUGGGACUACCGGUUGAAGGACAAGCAGUCAUUGGUCAUGGGGAGGGAAAUUGA
This is a messenger RNA of Amaranthus tricolor (Joseph's coat), 745 nucleotides long. Its product is annotated as protein MAIN-LIKE 1-like. The record is from RefSeq and is a predicted model, not a curated record. Lineage: Eukaryota; Viridiplantae; Streptophyta; Magnoliopsida; Caryophyllales; Amaranthaceae. The transcript is spliced from 2 exons. The coding region runs from base 368 to 745 and encodes 125 amino acids. Gene Ontology annotation, biological process: meristem development; meristem maintenance.